Punctularia strigosozonata HHB-11173 SS5 is the source of this 725-nucleotide messenger RNA. Its product is annotated as phosphoglycerate mutase-like protein. Lineage: Eukaryota; Fungi; Basidiomycota; Agaricomycetes; Corticiales; Punctulariaceae. The transcript has 9 exons. The record is from RefSeq and is a predicted model, not a curated record. The coding region runs from base 1 to 675 and encodes 224 amino acids. Gene Ontology annotation, molecular function: sedoheptulose-bisphosphatase activity. Gene Ontology annotation, biological process: ribose phosphate biosynthetic process.
AUGCCUCAGCAACCCCGCCCGUUGCCCCGGCUCAUCCUCAUCCGACAUGGCGAGACCGAGUGGUCUAUCAAUGGACGGCAUACCGGAGUGACUGACAUCCCGCUCACGCCCCGCGGCGAAGCAACCAUUCUCCAACGUCGCGAACAGAUAGUUGGUCCCGGCAAGCUGAUUGAUCCCGCCAAUCUGUGCACCGUCUUCGUCUCGCCUAGGCAGCGCGCCCACAAGACGUUCCACUUGUUGUUUGACCACCUGCCCGAGCUGCCGAAACACGAACUUACCCCAACAGUGCGCGAGUGGGACUACGGCGACUACGAGGGGCUGGACCCGGAGGGUAUCAAGGCUGUUAGGCCCCCCGGCGCACCGACCUGGGACAUCUGGCAGGAUGGCUGCCCUGGAGGCGAGAGUGUCGCUGAUAUGACGUGCAGAGCAGACGACGUUAUCUCGAAGGUUCGAGAGUAUCACAGGGCUUGGAAGGAGGAGGGCAAAGGGUCCCGCGAUGUGGUGAUUUGCGCCCAUGGCCAUUUUAACAGAGUCCUUAUAGCUCGAUGGAUGAAUAUGCCCCUGUGCCUGGGAACGCAUUUCAACUUCGAGCCUUCUGGAGUUGCCGUGCUCAGCUAUAACCACAAUAAUCUCGCCGAACCUGCUUUGAAUGGCUUGAAUUUGUACGCGAUGUAGCCGACGAGUUGUAAGCUGUCGAUUAUCUCUGUAGCGUUCUGGUGCAUUCG